AUGACUACCUGUUGUUGUCAAUCAAUCGAAGAAGAAUUAACAGUCGAAGUUAAACAUGCGACGGAAUGGAUGAAAAAUCUACCGAGAGAACUUCAUAAUGAACCAAUUACAAAAAUUGCUAUUCCAGGUACACAUGAUUCAUUUGCUUUUUAUCUAUCUCGUCAUGCUGGACCGGAUAUGGAUGCGAAUUUAAGACGUCUUCAUGUUUUAAUUAGUCCUAUUAUUAAAAAUUGGAGUAUUACACAAAAUUUAACCUUUGCUGAACAAUUAUAUAUUGGUAUUCGUUACUUUGAUUUACGUGUUUGUCGUACAACAGAUUCGAAAUUAUCUUCAAAAAGUCCAUUUACAUUUACACAUGGUUUAUUAGGUGGGUUAGUACGUGAGGGUCUUGAAGAAAUCAAUGGAUUUCUAAAUAAACAUCCAAAAGAAAUUAUUCUACUUGAUUUUAAUCAUUUUUAUGAUUUUAAUGAUCAAUGUGGUCAUGAACAAUUAAUUGAACUUAUACAUGAAAUAUUUGGAAAAAAAAUUUGUACAACAGCUGAAACAAUUCUUGAAUGUACAUUGAAUUAUUUAUGGAAUAAUCAACAACAAGUUAUAUUACUUUAUGAACGAAAUCGUGAUCAAUGUUCAGCAUAUAUGGAUCGAAUUGGACAUUUUUUUCAGAUUUGUCAAUCCCCAUGGCCAAAUACACCUCGAACAGAUAAUUUAUUUAUUUUUCUUGAUGAAAAAGUUUCAGUACCUCGAUCUACAACGUGUAUUAAUGUUAUACAAGGUCAAAUAACACCUGAUACUGCUACAAUACAAAAUAAUCCAUUUAGUUCACUUGAAACUCAUGCAAGAGAAACAAAUAGAAGAUUAAUUGAAUGGCUUUCAUUACGUCAACGUGAUCCAUCAUUAAUCAAUGGUGUAAAUGUAGUUAUUUGUGAUUUUGCUGAUCAAUUAUUUGCUGAUACUGUUAUUAAACUUAAUCAUAAAAAUCUUACAUCUCUAUAA
Messenger RNA from Adineta steineri, 993 nucleotides. NCBI's taxonomy places the organism in Eukaryota, Metazoa, Rotifera, Eurotatoria, Adinetida, Adinetidae. The record is from the annotation of a GenBank genome assembly.